AUGUACUCUCCCAUGGCCCUCUACUCGCCCCUGGCCCCCGACCCGCUGCCGCCCGGCCCGCGCGUCACCAGCCCCGCCGCGCCCCCGCUGCGCCUGCUGCUGCGCGUGUUCAACGUCGCGCUGGCGGCGGCGGCGCUGCUGGUCAUCGGCAAGGCGAUCUGGAUGUUUCAGGAGUACAAGCAUGGCGGUGACGCGCCGCCGCCGGCGGGCCCGCCAGAGGCAGAGGAAAACAUGGCGGGCGCGCGGCCUGCGGCGGCGCUGCCCGCAGCGCUCGGCGUGCUGGCGGCGGCGGCGGCCGGCCGGCCCGGCUGGCAGCUGGCGGGGCACUGGCUGCAGGCCGCCGUGGCCGGGUUCCCCUGGUUCAUCUACCUGGUCGGCUGUACCGGCGUGUACUGCCUGCUCACCGCGCUGUGCGGGCUGGUGGGCGUGAAGCGCGACCGCCGAGCCCACCUCUCGGCCUACAUUGCCCUCAUGGCGCUGCUGGUGCUGUGGGAGGCAGGCGCCACUCUCCUGAUGCUGACAGACAACUCCUGGAGGGGGCGCAUCCCAGACGACCCAUCAGGGCGGUGGCGCGAGGCGCUGGGCUGGGUGGACGCCAACGAGCGGCCGGCGCGGCUGGCGGCGGUGGGGGCGCUCAUCCUGCAGAUCGGGGUGCUUGCGGCGGCUAGCUGGCUGCAGGCCAUCUACACCGCCGCCUACGAGGCCUGGGUGGACGACUGCGAGGAGCAGAGCGAGCGUGUGCGAGAGGCGCUGGCGCGCACCGUGGUGCAGACGUACGCCGGCGGCGGCGCCUCCUCCUGGUCCGCCCGCCUGCGCUCCAAGUACGGCGUGGAGGCGUCGGCGCUGGAGGCCGCCACCCUGGCGGCGCGCCAGGUGGCCGCGCUGCAGGACGACCGCGUGUGA
This is a messenger RNA of Chlorella variabilis, 903 nucleotides long. RefSeq lists its product as hypothetical. The record is from RefSeq and is a predicted model, not a curated record. The transcript has 3 exons. Bases 1 to 903 code for a protein of 300 amino acids. NCBI's taxonomy places the organism in Eukaryota, Viridiplantae, Chlorophyta, Trebouxiophyceae, Chlorellales, Chlorellaceae.